Messenger RNA from Pseudoliparis swirei, 2126 nucleotides. Its product is annotated as SPARC-related modular calcium-binding protein 1-like. Gene Ontology annotation, molecular function: extracellular matrix binding; protein binding; heparin binding. Bases 8 to 1351 code for a protein of 447 amino acids. Gene Ontology annotation, biological process: extracellular matrix organization. Gene Ontology annotation, cellular component: basement membrane. The record is from RefSeq and is a predicted model, not a curated record. Lineage: Eukaryota; Metazoa; Chordata; Actinopteri; Perciformes; Liparidae. The transcript has 11 exons.
GGGGACGAUGCUCGCGCUCACCUUCGCCUGCCGCGCGCUGCUCGUCGCCCUGCUGCCCGAGGCGGUUCAGACCGACAGAACUGCGCCUUUCCUGAUCGCCGACAACAUGUGGCCUCGUGGUUGUGUCCUGGACUGCCAGAGGGGGCGCCACCGAGCCAUGUGCGGCAGCAACGGCCGCCUGUAUAAAUCGCCGUGUGCGUUCCAGAGGGCCCGGUGCAUCAACACGGGGCUCCGCCUCGCUCCGCGGGCGCACUGCUCAGACCCGAGUCAGUCCAAGUGCCAGCUGGCCCGGGCUCAGGCCCUGGAGGCCGCCGCCCUCCACAGCGCCGGCCGCGUCAGCCCGGUGGCGGCCGCCUUCGUGGCCGAGUGCAGCGCGGACGGCCACUUCCUGCCAGUGCAGUGCCACAACCAGACCCGGUACUGCUGGUGCUCCAUGCCCGACGGCAAACCCGUCAGCGGGACCUCGGUCCUCCACCUGAUGCCCGACUGUACCGAUCACAUCGCCAGGUUGGCUCAGGCCGGCGAUGCAGAUUCCGCUCCAAAUGAAGAUGAAGUUGGGGAACCAGGACCGACGUUGGAGCCCAGGAAACCGACAGAGCGGAUCGCUCCCCCGUUCUGGGUGACCAUGCUGAUGAACUCCGACCCUCGGGGGAACUUCUCCGUCAGACGACCCACUGGCACUCCUCAGACGUGCGAGCGCGAGCGGGCGUCGCUGCUCUAUCGCCUGAGCUCGUCCUGGCAGGAGGAGCGCUUCGUCCCAGAAUGCACUGCAGACGGCCUCUACAGCCCCGCGCAGUGCCACGCUGCCACAGGUUACUGUUGGUGUGUCCGGGUGGACAGUGGCAGGCCGCUGCCAGGCACAUCCACGAGGAAUCGCAUCCCAGAGUGCACUGGGGCAGAGGAGGCGCCUUCAGACAGGAAGCCCAGGAAAAACCCUCUGCCUGGGUGUCCCGGAGCGCGUAGGAAGCACUUCCUGCAGAGUCUGGUCAGAGCCCUGCAGCUGGAAGCAGAGCAUGCUGGGAGUCUGAGUCUCCACCAGUUUUCCUCCCCGUCUCUUUCCUCCACACCUCCCUCCGGCUCUGCCUCUCCACCCUCCAACACUCCGUCCCCCUCCUCCACUCUGGAGGCCGCGGAGUUCUCCGGGCCGGAGGCGGCGCUGCGGUGGCACUUCGGCCGUCUGGACGCGGACUCCAGCGGGUCGCUGAGCGAACGCGAGGCCCGACCCCUCCGGCAGUUCCUGCGACGGAGGCUGAAGCCGCGGCGGUGCGCCAAGAAGUUCGCCCAGCACUGCGACGGAGACGGAGACCGAGGCCUGACGCUGGAGGAGCUGAGGGUCUGCCUGGGCCUCUGAAAGAAGACCUGGUGACGAGGUCACGGUUCAAUCCAUUCGUCCAUAACAUCAAGGGCAUCGUCUCUUUGCAUCCUUUUCAUCGACACCGAUAAAAGGGACCAGGAUGCAUUGCGGGAAAGCGGCGAGGCUCGCUAUGUUACACAAGCGCCGCUCUUCAUCUGAUGAAUCCAUGAAAAUGCCAAUGGAGCGAUGUUUUGUCAUCCCUACCUCGACACCUUCUGAAUUCAAGCGUCUCUCUUCCACCAAACUGAGACAAAGUUGUUGUUUAAACUUCUUUUGAAUGGGACAGAAACAAAAGAAGUCUUUCCAGCGACUCGGAGUGAGCUCUGUUCCGAUGAGAAGGGAGAACGUCCACGCAACCGAUGGUCAAGUGGUCACUUUGGGCUAAAAGUAAUCCUUUCCUUCAGUCCUUUGAUUCCUUCCUCCUUCACUAGAUCCUGAAUCCUUCCUUCCAUCGUUCCUUCCCUUUCCUCCUCUCCUUUCCUUGAUCUAUUUCUUUCACCCUUGGUGACGUUCCCUUUACAAACAUCCUUACCUUUGGUGUUCCCUUCCUCCCCCCUACUUCCUACUUCCUACUUUCCUCCCUGCUUUGUAUAUACUUUGCUGGCCCGUAUUUUAUAUACAUAUUGCCAAUAUAUUGAUGUAACAUAUUUUGAUGCACAUUUUGAUCAUGUUUAAUUAAUGUUGUACACAUUAGGUUUAAGGCCGAGUCGUUUACAGUUCUCUAUUCCCUGACGUUUGUAAAUGUGAUUACAAUAAAGUGAUGAUGUCAUUG